This is a messenger RNA of Pyricularia oryzae 70-15, 1995 nucleotides long. RefSeq lists its product as uncharacterized. The record is from RefSeq and is a predicted model, not a curated record. NCBI's taxonomy places the organism in Eukaryota, Fungi, Ascomycota, Sordariomycetes, Magnaporthales, Pyriculariaceae. Bases 379 to 1470 code for a protein of 363 amino acids. The transcript has 3 exons.
CCUUAACCCGAUGAAGACAAAAGACAAAAAGGAAGUAAAAAAAAAAUAGCCUUCAAGGUCCAGGUGAAUUACGGUGGUGGGUCAUAUCGCGCAUCUGGUUCUUGUAGGUUAAGCAAACAUUGGCGCUAUAUUCCCGAAAAGGUCUUCAAAUCGCGAGUGGGAUAUUUACAACAAUUAAUGAAUGAAAGAUUUGCCCCCUGACUGUAUCUCCCUGGAUCUUCUUGAAGUCAACCAGAACUAGGACAACAACUCACCAGGUUCAGGUCAACAAACAUUGUUCUCCUCACACAAGAAACUUUACUCAUACUUUCCAAGCUGCCUGGACUUUCACCAGUCGAUCAUGGUCGGGUGCUCUAGGAAACAAAAACGGAGGUCAAGAUGAAGUUGACGCCGAUUCCCAAAAAGAAAGGCGCAAGAGGCAACAAAACCCUCCAAAAAGGCAAACGGCGCGGUAGUUUCGAAGUAGACGAGAGCGAGAAUCGGCCUUCCAAGCUCCAAAAGAAGCUCGCCGCCCGCCGCAGCGGCAUCAACCCCGACGGCUCCCGCGGCAGGAGGAAGACGUCGCUGCGGGACCUGCCCGAGUGGUUCCUGGUCGACAUCUUCCUCACCGAGAGCAACUUUAGCUUCCCGCGCUGCAGCGGCUUCAUCGGCCGCAUCCUCUCCCACCCUUAUGUCUUCCGUCGCUUGAUUGCUGAAGCGUUUGCGCCCACCUGGGACAACUGGUUCGGCUGCGCUGCUGAGGAGGUUGCCAGCUACUCGAUGCCCGUCGCGCACCGGAUGGGCGUGCAUGACCUCGAGAGGUUCGGUGGCGAUGCUAAAUUGCAGACCAGCAUCCUCGAGCAAAAGUGGUUGACAACGGCCAGGCUACUGCAAGCCCAACAGGUGUGGCUCGCAACCGGCCGGCGACCGCAGCCGGUCUUCUACCGCGUGCCGUCCCCGUUUCUGCAGGUUCGUCACCGCCGCAAGGCCCCAGGCAUUGGCCGAGAAGGCUUCAUCAAGGACGAAGACUUCCAGGUGCAGAGUCAGUUCGACCUCGAGUUUGACAAGGUUGUACUCGCGGAGUAUGAUGACGAGGAGGUCCAGCAGCCGUAUCCAAACAUGCUCGAGGUCCACCCCGAGACCUCGAUCCCCGACCGGCUGAUCACCGGCCCCUGGAUCGAGGAGGAUCUCAGGUUGCUGUUCUGGCUGGGGAGGGCCGGCGCCACCAUGUCCGAGAACCAGUCCUGGGAGCUCGUCGUUGAGGCUCUAGACCGUAUGAUUGCUCUUGCCAGGCUCAGCAGACCAGGGUCGCCAGAUCACCAAGACACUCGCAACACGGUGAGCCGGAUCGUGAGCCUCUUUGAGCGGUUUGAUAUAUGGGCAAAGCUACCGGCGCGCGAGUGGGCGGCGCUGGAGAAUACACCCAACCUCGGCUGGCUGGUUGACGUACUGCGCGCAAAAACAUCAAGGCUACCCGAAAAGUCGAUCUGACUUAAACAGGUCAAGGGAUAUAACAGUAUCGCUGACUAGGAGCCCGAAGAUGGAGGUCGUAUGAAUUAAUGGACUUGUACAAAGCAACAAUGUACAUAAACCACAAGAGCCACUACAUAUCAGAUCCAAACGCAUGCACAUAGGGUGAAAGUGCGGCUCAUAAAUGUAUGGCCCAACAACCCGCCAUGUUCGUGGCCGGGCCAGGCCACAAGUCCCCAUGCGGGCGCUACAGUAACCUUGAUUUUGACGAGCUGGCUUCAGAGAAAGGGCCUUUGUAUUGGAAGCGCAAUCGCUGUACAGGAGUGCGGCUGUGGGUUUUGUACUGAAAUCAACGACCAGCUUGGAAAAUGCACCCAACGCUGGUUGCACAUGUAAUCUUGUACCAAUCGGUCCACAGGGCAGGAAGUGGCCGUUUUUAUGAGGGCUAGCUUUUGACAAGGGAAGCUCUAUGGGCUCCGGAUUGGAUAUUAAGCCCGGAUUGCAGAAUACUCGGGCAGUUAUCACAGGAUCGUCGCCUCAUAUCCC